This is a messenger RNA of Diplodia corticola, 7842 nucleotides long. RefSeq names its product rna-binding protein 12. The transcript has a single exon. The coding region runs from base 1 to 7842 and encodes 2613 amino acids. The record is from RefSeq and is a predicted model, not a curated record. Lineage: Eukaryota; Fungi; Ascomycota; Dothideomycetes; Botryosphaeriales; Botryosphaeriaceae.
AUGCGUCUUCCGAAGAAAGUCCUUCUGGCCGUUCUGGCCACGCUCAUCCGGCAAGCGACAACUGCCCCAACAUCCCCGGAGGAGUACCCCAUCUACAAGGAGGCACAAGCCCGUGCUGCUGAGAUUAUUCCACGCCAACUUCUUCCUGCUGUUCUGCCCAACAUUCUCCCUGCUGCCCCGGUUCCUGCUGCUGCGAGUGUUGCUGCAAAUGCUCUCGGGACCCUUUGUCCAUCUCUUCCCCAGAUCAUUUCGCAGCUUCCUGCCGAUGCACAGUCAAUCGCACGCCAAUUGAACCAAGCUCUGUCGAGCGCCAUCGCAGCCAAUCCGGCGCUGGUCCCGACCACGCUGCCCGCCCCCGCCUUGCCGACUGGCCUUCCGGGUCUUGGGUCAAACUUGGUCCCUGGAGUGAGCACCUCAAGCGUCAGGCCGACCGCUCUUCUCCCUAGCAGUGCGUUGGCAUCAAUAAUCAGCGGUUUGCCGAGCGCUGCUUCACAGGCAGCCUCCAAUGCUGCUCCUCUGCAGUCUGCCCUGGGACAGAUUCCCUCCGCACAGCUGCCCUCCGUCCUGUCAAAUCUGGCUUCCGCCGUCCCGUCUGUCACGCCAAUUCUCGCAUCUCUGUCCCUUGGCCUCAACCUCCCCGCGGCGCCAACUGGCCUUGUUCCAGGUCUCCCGUCGGCCAGCGUUCCUUCAGCUGGAGUCCCCUCGGUAAGCCGGUCGGGAGUGUCAUCUGUGAGCCAGCCUGGAGUGCCAUCUGUGAGCCAGCCUGGAGUGCCAUCUGUAGGCUUGCCUGGGGCUCCAUCAGUGGGUCUUCCCGGACUUCCGUCUGUGGGCCUGCCUGGAGCCGCGCUGCCCUCGGCACUUAUUACACCGGCUCUAUCGAGGCUUGCCACUCUCCUCCCGAGCAGCGUUGCGUCUUCCGUUCUCUCGAACUUGAACAGCGCUCUGUCCACGAACCCUGGCGCCCUCGCAUCCGCGCUCACGAACCUGCCUGUAAGCGCCAUUCCAAGCGACAUUGCCAGCUUGGCUUCGCAGCUGGCAACCCCCGGAUUGCCUGCCGGUGCCGUUCCGUCUGCAGGUGUGCCGUCUGCAGGUGUGCCGUCUGCUGGUGUGCCGUCUGCUGGUGUGCCAUCUGCUGGUGUGCCGUUCAUUGGAGCUCCUGGGCUGCCUACUGUGCCGCCAAUUGGCGUGCCUCCAAUCGCCCUGCCCAGCAACGUCCUCGGGUCAAUCAUUUCUAACGUCCCAUCGAAUAUCGCUAGUGCGCUGUCGGCUCUGCCGUCAAAUGCUGCAGCGCUUCCUUCAGCUCUCGCCGCUCUGCCGACCAGUGUGCUUCCCUCCGUUCUCUCUCAGAUAGCACCAGUUCUAAGUGGCCUUCCUACCAAUCUUGCGGGCCUGCCGUCGGUUGGCGUGCCUCCUGUGGCUUUGCCAAGCAAUGUUCUCCAGUCGGUCAUUCCUAACGUCCCAUCAGGCGUUGCCGAUGCAUUGUCGCAAUUGCCAACUAACCCUGGCGCUCUCCCUUCAGCCCUUGGGGCUCUCCCAACCAGCGUACUGCCUUCGGUUCUUUCUGAGCUAUCGCCGGUCCUGAGCAGUCUGCCUUCUGGUCUAUCGGGCUUGCCAGGCUUGCCAGGCCUGCCACCUGUUGGCGUGCCUCCAGUUGCUCUCCCAAGCGACGUCCUCAACUCCAUCAUCCCUAGCCUCCCGUCAGACGUUGCCAACGCAUUAUCACAGCUGCCGACUAACGCCGCCGCUCUCCCCUCAGCCCUCGCGGCUCUCCCAGCUAGCGAACUCCCGUCGGUCAUAUCCGACUUGGGACCGGUUCUGAGCAGCCUGCCCUCUGGCCUCCCCGGCCUCCCCGGUGGUCCCAGCCUUCCCGGCGCCCCGGGCGUACCGCCUCUCGGGGCCCCAGGCUUGCCUCCCCUUCCUACAGUCGGUUUACCAACAGACGUGCUCAAUUCCAUCGCCCCGAGCCUGCCUUCGGCUGUUGCUAGCGCAUUGUCGGCAUUGCCAUCGGACGUUGGGGCACUUCCUUCAGCUCUUGAGGCUCUUGCAACAGAUGUGCUGCCAUCGGUGCUUUCAGACUUGGCACCGAUUUUGCCGACCGGCGUUCCUGGCCUUCCCGGUGUACCACCUGGCCUCCCUGGCCUUCCUGGCCAGCCAUCCGUUGGUGUCCCAGGCCUCCCCGGCGCGCCAACCAUCGGUCUGCCAGGUCUGCCAACCGUUGGCCUUCCUCCGAUCUCAGUGCCGAGUGACGUUCUUGGCAGUCUUCCAUCGAACGUUGUCGACGCACUAUCGAACCUCCCAGUCGAUCCUGGGGCGCUCAAUUCGGCUCUUGCAGCCCUCCCAACCAACGAGGUUCCUUCAGUCCUCUCUGGUCUGGCACCAUUCUUACCGACUGGGGUGCCCAGCGUCCCUGGCGUCCCCGGGGCUCCAGGCCUUCCAGGCUUGCCUCCAAUCGCCGUGCCGAGCAGCAUCCUCGAUACCCUGCCAUCGGGCGUCGUUAACGCUCUAUCAGAGCUGCCAACUAACGUUGGGGCGCUCCCAUCAGCUCUCGCCGCUCUUCCUACCGACGAAGUGCCUCCAAUUGUCUCUGCGUUGGAGCCGUUCCUGCCUACUGGCGUGCCUGGUCUUCCUGGGGUUCCAAACGGUCUUCCGGGUCUUCCGGGUCUUCCGGGGGCUCCCAGCGGUCUUCCUGGGCUUCCCGGUGUUCCCAGCGGCCUGCCCGGCCUUCCUGGCGUGCCUCCAAUCGCUCUGCCAAGCAAUGUCCUGGGUAGUCUGCCGUCAGCCGUUGCGGAUGCGCUAUCAGAGUUGCCGACUAACGCUGGAGCACUCUCUUCCGCAAUCGCCGCUCUCCCGACCAACGAAGUCCCGUCGAUUCUUUCCCAGUUGGAACCGGUUCUCACCGGCCUUCCUAGCGGUGUUCCCGGUGUGCCUGGGUUGCCUCCGGUGGCUCUGCCGAGCAGCGUUCUGGAUAGCCUGCCGUCGGACGUUGUGAACGCCCUUCCACAACUGCCGGCCAACGUGGCGCCGCUCUCCUCGGCUCUUGCGGCUUUGCCAAGCGAAGUGGUACCCUCGGUGCUUUCCGACCUGGCGCCUGUCCUGACCAAUCUUCCUGCUGGUGCCCCCGGUGUUCCUGGCUUGCCCGGUCUUCCCACUGGUGCUCCCGGUGCUCCUGGCUUGCCCGGUCUUCCUACUGGUGCCCUCGGCGUUCCUGGCUUGCCCGGUCUUCCCACUGGUGCUCCCGGUGCUCCUGGCUUGCCCGGUCUUCCUACUGGUGCUCCCGGUGUACCUGGCUUGCCCGGCCUUCCUACCGGUGCUCUUGAGUCGAUCAUCCCCAGCCUACCGACCAACGUUGCCAACGCACUCUCCGAACUGCCGGCAAACGCGUCGCCGCUCUCCUCGGCCCUGGCAGCUUUGCCAAGCGAGGUGUUACCUUCGGUGCUUUCCGACUUGGCUCCUGUUCUGAACGGUCUCCCUACUAAUGCCAAUGCUCCUAGCGUGCCAUCUGCCGGCCUGCCUUCUGCCGGCCUCCCUUCUGCUGGCCUACCUUCUGCUGGCCUCCCCUCGGGUGGCCUCCUCUCAACUGGCCUCCCUUCAGUUGGCCUACCCUCAGUCGGCCUUCCCGGUCUGCCCAGUGACGUGGCCAACUCCAUUGUCAACAACGUCCCUUCAGGUGUGGCCAGUGCGCUUUCAGAGCUGCCUACCAACGCGGCUCCUCUGUCGUCCGCUCUUGGUGCUCUGCCAAGCAGUGCUCUACCUUCAGUACUGUCCGAAUUGGCUCCCGCCAUCAGUGGUCCUAGCCUGCCUGGUGGCAUUCCCAGCCUACCCGGUGGCAUUCCCAGCCUACCCGGUGGCGCACCUGGCGUACCUGGCGCACCUGGCGCACCUGGCGUACCUUCUUUGCCCCUCGGCGGCCUUCCCUCUGUACCUACGAGCGUGCUCAACUCGGUUGCGAACAACGUUCCCUCGGAUGUGGCAAGCGCGUUAUCACAAGUACCUUCUAACGCAGCCCCUCUAGAAUCAGCUCUCGUUGCCCUGCCGAGCAGUGCUCUGCCGUCGGUACUCUCUGAAUUGGCUCCUGUCUUUAGCGGACUCCCGAAUGGCGGCGUUCCUAGCCUCCCGAACAGCGGCCUACCUGGCGGCCUACCUGGAGGCCUACCUGGCGUACCUUCUUUGCCCGCCGGCGGCCUUCCCUCUGUGCCCACCAGCGUGAUCAACUCGGUUGCCAAUAACGUUCCUUCAGGCGUGGCCAGCGCGCUGUCGCAAGUACCUUCCAACGCAGCUCCUCUGCAGUCGGCACUUGGUGCCCUACCGAGCAGUGCUCUGCCUUCGGUGCUUUCCGCGCUGGCUCCCGUCUUUAGCGGACUCCCGAGCGGCGGCGUUCCCAGUCUACCUGGUGGCGUACCUGGCGUACCUGGCCUGCCCGCCUUACCCUCCGUUGGCGGCCUUCCCUCUGUACCCACCAGCGUGAUUAACUCGGUUGCGAACAACGUUCCUUCAAACGUAGCUAGCGCGCUAUCACAGGUACCUUCUAACGCAGCUCCUCUAGGAUCAGCUCUAGUUGCCCUACCGAGUAGUGCUCUGCCUUCGGUGCUUUCCGCGCUGGCUCCAGUCUUGAGUGGACUCCCGAGCGGCGGCCUUCCCAGCCUACCUGGUGGCGUACCCAGCCUGCCCGGUGGUGUUCCCAGCCUACCUGGUGGCGUACCCAGCCUGCCCGGUGGUGUUCCUGGCCUGUCCGCCUUACCCCCCGUUGGCGGCCUUCCUUCUGUGCCUACCAGCGUUAUCAACUCGGUUGCAAACAACGUUCCUUCAAACGUGGCCAGCGCAUUAUCACAAGUACCUUCUAACGUAGCUCCUUUGCAAUCAGCUCUCGUUGCGCUGCCGAGCAGUGCUUUGCCUUCGGUGCUUUCCGCGCUGGCUCCCGUCUUCAGCGGGCUUCCGACCGGCGCCCCGUCUGCCGGCGUGCCUUCUGCUAGUGCUCCUGGUCUUUCUUCGGCUGGUGUGCCUUCUGCUGGUGCUCCGGGUCUUCCUUCGGCUGGUGUGCCCUCAGCCGGUGCUCCGGGUCUGCCUCUGGGUUCUCUUCCCAGCCCUGUUGUCAGCUCCCUUCUCAACGGCCUUCCAUCGAAUGUCGCCAGCGCCCUCGUCGCCAACCCGACGAACCCAGCGCCGCUCUCGUCGGCGAUCAGCGCUCUCCCCGCUGCCCAGCAACCAUCGGUCCUCUCCCAAAUCAGCCAAAUCGGCAACGCACUCUCCGGUCUUCCCGCUGGUGGUCUUCCCUUCGGCCCUGGUGCCGGUGGUAGUGCCUCUGCCACGGCAGCCGCUGGCGCAUCUGUCACGGCAACCGCUCGUGCCUCUGCCGGUGCCGGUGGCCCUGGCGGUCUUCCCCUGAACUCGAUACUCCCCGCGCUGCCGUCGGCUGUUGCAAGCGCCGUCACUCAGAUUUCCUCCAACGUUGCCCCCCUCUCCUCGGCCCUAGCGGCGCUGCCUUCGAGCGUCCUUCCCGCAGUCCAAUCGCAGCUCCAGCUCGCAGCUCCGGCACUAAGCGCGCUGGCCGGCCCGGUGGGUGCCAGCGGCCUUCCUGGACUGCUUGGUCUGCCGUCUGGAGCAGCUGUUCCUUCCGGCGGGGCAGCAGCUCCUUCGACUGCUGGUCUGCCCUCGGGUGGUGGGGGCCUCCCCCUGAACUCAGUGCUCCCCGCGCUGCCGUCGGCCGUCGCAAGCGCGAUUCCUCAGAUUUCCUCCAACAUUGCCCCCCUUUCAUCGGCCCUGGCGGCGCUACCCUCGAGCGUUCGACCUUCUGUUCAGUCUCAGCUUCAGCUCGCUGCCCCGGCAUUGAGCUCGCUUGCCGGUCCGGUGGGCGCCAGCGGUCUUCCUGGACUGCUUGGUCUGCCGCCUGGAGCAGCGGCUCCUUCGGGUGCGGUUCCUUCCGGCGCGAUCCCUUCGGGUGCGGUUCCUUCUGGUGGUCUGCCUGCGGGAAGUCUUCCUGCGGGAGGACUUCCUGCGGGAGGUGGCCUUCCCCUGGCCUCGAUACUCCCCGCAUUACCGCAAGCCGUUGCGAACGCGAUUCCUGCGAUAGCCUCAAACCUUGCGCCGCUAUCCUCGGCCCUAGCAGCGCUGCCCUCGAGCGUCCUGCCCGCCGUUCAGUCCCAGCUCGCGCAAGCCGCCCCGGCGCUGUCCUCGCUGGCCGGCCCGCUCGCCACCGGCCUACCCGGCUUGCUUGGUCUACCUACUAGUGGUCUUCCUGCGGGUGGUCUGCCCGCGGGUGGUCUUCCUGCAGGUGGUGGGCUUCCUCUAGCCUCGAUACUUCCUAUACUACCACAGGCCGUUGCAAACGCGAUCCCUGCGAUAGCCUCAAACCUUGCACCGCUCUCUUCGGCCCUAGCAGCACUUCCCUCAAGCGCCUUACCUGCCGUCCAGUCCCAGCUCGCGCAAGCCGCCCCGGCGCUGUCCUCGCUGGCCGGCCCGCUCGCCACCGGCCUACCCGGCUUGCUUGGUCUGCCUGCGGGUGGUCUACCUGCGGGCGGUUUGCCUGCGGGUGGUCUUCCUGCGGGCGGUCUCCCUGCGGGUGGCCUUCCCCUGGCCUCGAUACUCCCCUUACUACCGCAGGCCGUUGCGAACGCGAUACCUGCGAUAGCUUCGAAUCUUACACCGUUGUCUUCGGCCCUAGCGGCACUACCCUCGAGCGUCUUACCCGCCGUCCAGUCCCAGCUCGCGCAAGCCGCUCCUGCGUUAUCCUCGCUGGCUGGCCCGCUAGCCACCGGCCUGCCCGGCUUGCUUGGUCUGCCUACAGGUGGUCUGCCUGCGGGUGGCCUGCCUGCUGGUGGUCUGCCUGCUGGUGGCCUGCCUGCUGGUGGCCUGCCUGCUGGUGGCCUUCCUCUGGCCUCGAUACUCCCCUUACUACCGCAGGCCGUUGCGAACGCGAUUCCUGCGAUAGCUUCGAACCUUGCGCCGCUAUCUUCGGCCCUAGCGGCACUACCCUCGAGCGUCUUGCCCGCCGUCCAGUCCCAGCUCGCACAAGCCGCUCCGGCGCUGUCCUCGCUGGCCGGCCCGCUCGCCACCGGCCUGCCCGGCUUGCUCGGUCUGCCGUUGGGCGGCCUGCCUGGCGUCGGCCUCCCGUCUGGAGCCGUUCCUUCGCUCAGCCUGCCCGCGGGCGCUCUCCCUUCAGGCGGUCUGCCCGGCCUAGGUCUCCCCUCCGCCACCAUCCCCUCGCUCAGCCUCAACCUAGGCCUCAGCCUGAACGCCGGUCUCCCCACCCCCAGCCUACCCAGCGUCGGCCUACCGGGCCUGGGCCUCCCAAGCGGGUCAGCCCGCCUCCCAUCGGCCUCGGUCCCCAGCGCUGGCCUCCCCGGCCUCGGCCUCCCCAGCCUAGGCGGCGGCGCCGGCGGCGGCCCUUCAGCCUCGCUCGCCGCCUCCGCCCAAGCCUCCGCCCAGGUCUCGGCGCAAGCAUCCGCCAGCGCCGGCGUCAACAACAACAACGGCCUCGGCCUCCCCAGCAUCACCCUCCCCAGCGCCAGCCUCCCCAGCGUCGCCGUCCCCUCGCGCACCCUCCCCAACGGCUCCGUCGCCCCGGCCGUCCCCUCCAUCAUCGCCGCCGGCAGCGUCUACGGCCAGGUCUACAACUACAUCUUCUACGCCAACACCGUCGUCAGCGUCAACGGCGGCUUCCUCGAUCCGAGGACGGGCGCUAUUCAAGGCCUUUUGCCCGGCGGCCAGCUUUGUGCGCUGCUGGCGGAUGGCUUGCACAUCGCCAAUCGCCUCGUGCCGUAUCCGCCCGCGUGGACGAAUCUGAUCGGCGCGCUGGGGAUUCAGUUGCCGAUUCUUAGUCGGUUGCCGAAUUUGAUUCCGGCUUAG